Molecule: messenger RNA, 984 nt
Organism: Cajanus cajan (pigeon pea)
Lineage: Eukaryota; Viridiplantae; Streptophyta; Magnoliopsida; Fabales; Fabaceae
Product: putative calcium-binding protein CML18
Molecular function (GO): calcium ion binding
Source: RefSeq, a predicted model, not a curated record
UAUAGAUAAUAAAUAAUAAAUGCAUAGGAACUAAUUUGCGUUGCUAGUAACAAAUCAGUAAUCCAUGAAUAAUAAAAAAAAGUUAGAGUUUGAGAUGGUAUAAAGAAAAAAUGAAGGUGUGAUCCGACAUUUGGGUGGGAAAAGGAAGGGAGGAGUGGAUUGAGAGAAAAAGGAAGAGGAGAAAUGAGCAAGAAGCAGGUGAAAUUGGACGAUGAGCAAAUAGCGGAGUUGCGAGAAAUAUUCCGGACGUUCGAUCGGAACAACGACGGGAGCCUGACGCAGCUGGAGCUGAGCUCGCUUCUGCGGUCGCUGGGCCUGAAGCCCAGCCCGGAGCAGCUGGAGAGCUUCAUCCAGCGGGCCGACACCAACAACAACGGCCUGGUCGAGUUCUCGGAGUUCGUGGGCCUGGUGGCGCCGGAGCUUCUGCCGGCCAACUCGCCCUACACGGAGGAGCAGCUGCGGCACCUCUUCCGCAUGUUCGACCGCGACGGCAACGGCUUCAUCACUGCGGCGGAGCUGGCCCACUCCAUGGCGAGGCUCGGCCACGCCCUCACCGCCGAGGAGCUCACCGGCAUGAUCAAAGAGGCUGACACCGACGGCGACGGCAUGAUCAACUUUCAGGAGUUCGCUCACGCCAUCACUUCUGCUGCCUUCGAUAACUGCUGGCCUUAACCGCUUUCUUCGUUAUUAUAUUUUAAUUAAUAUACCCAAGAUUAGAGAGCCAUACUUGGAUUCAUUGAUUCAGGGCACUGCCAUGUACAAAUAGCGUCCAAGCCUAUCCCUCCUACUCAUUUUUCUGUAGACAGAGAUGGUAAACUAGCUUGAGACCAAGCUAGUGCUUAGGUUUGAAUCACAAGAUUUUGUAUGUUGUUAUUCAAUACCCUUUUCCUAUAUUAGAAGAGGGGAGCCAGAACAUCAAUUUUCGGACCUUGUGCUGUGACGUUUAAAGUUGAUAGUUUUUCAAAAACAUACGGGGAAUCAAUA